Molecule: messenger RNA, 2891 nt
Organism: Pan troglodytes (chimpanzee)
Lineage: Eukaryota; Metazoa; Chordata; Mammalia; Primates; Hominidae
Exons: 3
Coding region: 1-978 (325 amino acids)
Biological process (GO): virion assembly
Source: RefSeq, a predicted model, not a curated record
AUGGGAAAGAGGCACCUCACCGAUACCAAGAUGUAUGAUGUUGCUGUUCAGUUGAAAGAACCCCCUCCGCACCCCUCCGGGCCCCAGGCCCCAGCCCCCCUGGCUGAGCUGCAGGAGGGAGCAGGUGGACAGGAGGCGGCCGGCACACACGGGCCCGCUGGAAGGGAAAGUAACUUUGAAGGGCCGGUGGGGAGGACGCGAGGGCGCACUUCGCGGACUAGCCCCCCUCAGCCGCCUGACUCCACGGUGGCUUUACCCCUUCGGGAAAUAGGACCCCCAGAUGACACAGGAAUCCCCAGGCUCCAGUACUGGCCAUUCUCCACCAGUGAUCUGUAUAACUGGAAAACUCAGAGUGCUCGGUUUUCAGACAACCCCAAAGAUUUACUGGCUUUACUAGAUAGUGUCAUGUUCACCCACCAGCCCACUUGGGAUGAUUGUCAGCAGCUCCUCCGAAUUUUGUUCACCACGGAAGAGCGAGAGAGAAUACAGAUAGAAGCUAGAAAGCUGGUCCCGGGGGACGACGGUCAACCGACUGCCAACCCCGACCUCAUAAACGCAACCUUUCCUCUGACCAGGCCGGCGUGGGACUACAACACGGCAGAAGCCUUACAGAAAAUUCACCAAGAAAUCUGGCCCAAGCUGAAAGAGCUAUAUGAGACCAGUCCCCCACCGACACCCAAUCCGUACCAGCCGGGAGACUGGGUCCUGGUUAAGCGACACCGACAAGAGACCCUAGAGCCCAGGUGGAAAGGACCACUCCAAGUACUCCUGACCACACCCACCACCCUGAAGGUAGAAGGCAUUGCGUCGUGGAUCCGCUACAACCACGUCAAGCCAGUGGACCCAACCUCCGACCUUCUGGGGCCAAUCACGGCGGCGGCUGAAGCACCGGACACGUGGACUGUGGACAGAGCUAAGAACAACCCCUUAAAACUCACCCUGCGCCGGCAGCAUAGCUCACUGCAAACAUGCAGUUAGGUAGUCUAACUCUAACAUUGGUCGCCCUAGUGGCCGCUGGGGAAAACAUAAAGCCAACUCCUAAUCCCUUUGUCUAGAGAUUCUGGCUUUAUGAAAACCAAACCCACCCUGGGCAACCUCAUAAGCCCGGGAAACUAGUGGCCAGUGCAGAUUGCCCCUCCUCAGGGUGCAAUAGCCCAAUUUUACUACCUUUCAUAUACAUGGAUCAGACUGAAUACAAUUAUAAGCACUAUUGGUGGCACCAAAGUGCCGGCUGCCCUUAUAACUAUUGUAACAUCCAUAAAUACCAAUGGUGGGGUGGAGAAGAACAGAUAGAUCCCAGAUGGCCCUUCUGGAACUCCCGCUGGACCACGCCUCAACACGGGGCUGUAUACUACUCCUCCGCCUCCCAGUCAUCUCUAUCUGUGGUGGGGUCUAGUGCAGGUACGGCCCCUGGUCCAUGGAAAUAUCCAGCGACAAGAAAACCGCUAGAACUUGCCAACCUUACAGGACUUCACAGCCUGUCUGGCUGCUUUCUAUGUGCCACUCUAGGGCGUCCACCGCUAACCGCUGUCCCCCUGCCAUGGGGAUCAUCCACCUCUGCCCAAGCUAACAACCACCAAAACCUCUCAUAUGCCCCUAUCCCUAACGUGCCACUAUACCUAAACCCCAGUCAAGAGAAGUUUCCCUACUGUUUCUCAGGAACUAAUUCCAGCCUCUGCAACAUCACUGCAACACCCCCUAACAUCACCUUAAGGGCUCCAUCAGGCAUAUUCUUCUGGUGUAAUAGAACAUUAUCUAAAAACCUAUCAAGCCCCUCUGUUACCAACCUACUGUGUCUUCCUGUCACAUUAGUUCCCCGGUUAACUCUACUUACUGCCGGCGAGUUCCUAGGGUAUACCGGUAACUGGACUAGUGCUGUUAUUCACCCAGACCCUAGACCGAGACCUGCACGAGCCAUAUUUCUCCCCCUCAUUGCAGGAAUCUCCCUCACCGCAUCCUUCAUGGCGGCCGGACUGGCUGGGGGAGCCCUAGGUCACACCUUAUAGAAAGUAACAAGCUGUACCAACAAUUUGCCGUUGCUAUGGAGGAGUCAGCUGAGUCCCUUGCCUCCCUCCAGCAGCAGCUCACGUCCCUAGCACAGGUAACCUUGCAGAACCGGAGGGCCUUAGACCUACUCACUGCUGAAAAAGGGGAAACGUGUAUGUUUCUAAAGGAAGACUGUUGUUUCUACAUAAAUGAAUCAGGACUCGUGGAAGACCGAGUCCAACAGUUACGCAAGUUAAGCACAGAAGUAAGAACACGGCAGUUUGCUUCAGCUGCAGACCAAUGGUGGAACUCAUCUAUGUUUUCUCUGUUAGCCCCCUUCCUUGGACCCCUGCUGAGUCUACUAUUUCUGCUUCCCGUAGGACCUUGUGUUGUUAACAGAAUUUUGCGGUUCGUUAAAGAAAGGUUUAACACUGUACAACUCAUGGUCCUCAGAGCCCAAUACCAACCUGUAAACGCUGAAACAGAAUCAGACUUAUAAGACCCAAGAUUGGCUCUAAAAAAAUACCUGAAAAGAAAGGGGGGGAAUGAAAAGAGCCAGGCACAUUCCUCAGCCCCGGGCUCAAAACAAACAAGCCCAGUACAAACACAUCCCAUCCUCCCAUCCCACCACAUAUCACCAUAUAUCUCUUAAACUUCCCCCGGGCUCAAAACAAACAAGCCCAGUACAAACACCACCAGGAAAGUCUCCGAUAAGGGGACAGAUGAGGGGACAGCCGUUCAAAGUUUUACUGAAAGAGCGGGAACCAAAAGAAUUCCUUUGUUCCCCUGUAACUUUCAGGCUAUAAAAAAGCAAACACUCGCAUUGUUCGGGGCCCUCUUGUAUGCGGUGGAAUGGAGGGACCAGGUUCGAACUUGUAGUAAAGAUCCUUGCCGCUUGGCUUUGA